AUGGCUGAACCGGAGGAUCUCGAGGAGGAUCUCUUCGCGGAUCUUUAUGAUGCCGACGAAUCAACCACCCGCACUACUUCCGCAGUAGAGGCAUCUAAGCCCGUCGAACCUGUCGCGGCCGCAGUUCCUCCUCCCGCCGAGGAACCUGCUGCUGCUCCUGUUUCGGCUGUUCCAACUUACGACUCUUCAGCUCCCGAUUCGUACCCCUCAUACCAGGCGCCCCAGCAAGAUUACAAUGCAGGUUAUCAGAAUGGCUCCCAAGCCUCCGCUCCACCCGCGCAAGCUCCUCACGCAGACCAUGAACCUCAUGGAUCCGGUACAGGAAUUAAGGAAGAUGGGUAA
Penicillium cosmopolitanum is the source of this 342-nucleotide messenger RNA. Its product is annotated as RNA-binding protein. Lineage: Eukaryota; Fungi; Ascomycota; Eurotiomycetes; Eurotiales; Aspergillaceae. The record is from RefSeq and is a predicted model, not a curated record. The transcript has 2 exons. The coding region runs from base 1 to 342 and encodes 113 amino acids.